Trichosporon asahii var. asahii CBS 2479 is the source of this 921-nucleotide messenger RNA. RefSeq lists its product as uncharacterized. Lineage: Eukaryota; Fungi; Basidiomycota; Tremellomycetes; Trichosporonales; Trichosporonaceae. The record is from RefSeq and is a predicted model, not a curated record. Gene Ontology annotation, molecular function: oxidoreductase activity. The transcript has a single exon. The coding region runs from base 1 to 921 and encodes 306 amino acids.
AUGGCUGCUGUUGCUACCACGACCGCGACGGAAGUUCCCACCACGGACGGUGCUGGCCUCCGCCGCCGCCUCGACGUCCACAUCCACGACACGAUCGAGGACCCGGCUAUCCUCCGCGAGAUGAUCGUUGAGGACAUCUACCUCCUCGGAGGACAGUUUGCUAUCCUGUGCCAGUUCGCGCACCCCGGCAUUGCGCGCGGCACUGCGGGACACAGCACGUUCGCGUCCCGUAUUCCGGAGCGACUCCGGAACACUGCGCGGUUCCUGAACGCGUCCGUGUUCGGCACCGAGCGGGAGAAGAAGGCCAUCUUCAGCGUGAUCCACAAGUACCAUGCUCAGGUGAACGGCGAGGUGAACGGAGAGCGCUACGACGCCAACGACCCCGAACUACACCUUUGGACCGCAGCCACACUCUUCGUGUCCCUCGUGCUCGUGCACGAGCGCCUCUUCGGCAAGAUUUCCCAGGAGCGCAUGGAGGCUAUGUACCGCCAGAGCGCCGUGUUCGGCACCUCGCUGCGGAUGCCACCCGAGAUGUGGCCCAAGACGCUCGACGACUUCUGGGUCUACUGGGACCACAUGAUCGCAACGCUCGAGGUCACGCCCGAGGCGAAGCGCCUGUCGCGCGAUCUCCUCUGGCCCAAGAAUCUGCCUUGGAACAUGCAGGCCAUCAUCCCUCUCUCCCGCAUCGUGACCAAGCAGCUCCUGCCUCCCCGUCUCCAGCGGGAGUACGACCUGCACCCGUCCACCCUCGACUGGAUCCAAUACCAGGCCGCCAUCAAUAGCCUCUCCUUCAUCUACCCCUACUUCCCCGACAGCAUUCGCCAGCGCAGGCACAACAUGUACAUGGAGGAUCUCAAGGCUGCUGUCGCCCGUGUUGAGAAGACCGGUCACUGGGGCCGCGACAAGGACUUCCCGGCGUAA